GAAAUUACUUAAUAUAUAUUUAAAUAAACUUAUAUAUUAUGUCUAAUGGAAGUAGAUAAGAUUGUGUAUGGAAUCGGUGUUGCUAUUGGUGAUGCAACUAUUGCAUCACCAAUAGCAACACAGUAGCACAUUUAAUUAAUACUGGUGUAACUUAUAGAUGUAAAGUCUGGACUCCGCAUUAUCUGAAAACGGAAACUCAGAAACAGAACUGAAACAUAGAGAUUUCGUUUUAACUUGACUCCACUAGAAAUUCACCAUUAGAGUAGUUUACUGACAAUAAGAAUUGAUAUUUUCAUUUAACAGAAUCCUCCAGAAAUUGCAAAGUCCUCUGUAUUGGAAAAGAAGAACACUGGUUACAGGCAGUGAAUUUUGAUAAAUUAUUUUCUGAAGUUUCUAAAAAUGACUUCAAAAGACGAAAAAAGAACUAAAAUCUCUCUUGUAGACACAAAGAAUCAUAUAUUAGAAUCUUACAGUGGCAUUCCUCAUCCUAAGCCAUCUUCAUCAUUUUCUCAACUUCAUUCAAUCAACAAAAGUCUUGGCUUUUUAAGUAUAAAAACAACAUCAAGUAAUAUCUUUCAAAGUAAUUUAAAGCCUCAAUCUUAUGAAUUUACAGAAACUGGAAAAAGAAAACUUAAUACAUAUUUUUCAAGUUCAUGUAAAAACAGAUUUUUGUUAAAUCAAAAUGUUACUAAUCCUUUUCUCUCAAAAGAAGAAACUAGAGAUGAAGAUAAAUACUUUUCUUUAAAAUUUACAUCUAUAAAAAGAAAUUUGUCUCUCACAUCCUUAGAAGAAGAUACACACAACAUUUUCACUCAGAAGUAUCAUUCUUCUAAAAUUCACAAAAAAGAUGAUGAUGAUGAUUAUGAAAUGCCAAAAUAUAAAUUUGAGUCAUUGUGUUUUGAAAAUGUAUCUAAAGAUGAAUUUGUAAAAGAAAUAUUAAUGCUUGAUUUAGUAAAAGAAGAAGAAGAAAAAUUAAAGGUAUGAUAGUUUUUCCAAUUGUAUAUUUUAUAU
Centruroides sculpturatus (bark scorpion) is the source of this 1011-nucleotide messenger RNA. RefSeq lists its product as uncharacterized. NCBI's taxonomy places the organism in Eukaryota, Metazoa, Arthropoda, Arachnida, Scorpiones, Buthidae. The transcript has 5 exons. The coding region runs from base 400 to 984 and encodes 194 amino acids. The record is from RefSeq and is a predicted model, not a curated record.